GGCAACCGCACACAAAACAUGAGCGGAAGAUUUCUGUGCCAACAUCAGAAAUGGCUCCUGAGGUGUCACAGCCCAUGAGAAAGAUGUCUGGCCGAUUUGGAGCAAGAUGCUUACCAUAGAUUAAAGUGGUGAAACAGCGAGUAGUACCAUAGACAUAAGGUCUUUCUGUCCCUGUGGGUGAAGCCCAGGCAGCUAUCUGGUCGGUGUUGACGAGCGCCUUCCGGUUUUAUACCCCCCCCUUUCUACACAUUUGCUUAGAAUUUAGCAGAGUUUGCGCUGCUACGGUGGCCGCCACAGAUCAUUUUAAACACUUUCUCUGAGGGCUGCUGAAAGAGAACGGAUGGGCAGCAGGUGAGCUCACAGAGCGGGCUGGUCAGCGCGAUUAGGUCGCUGGAGACACGAGGGAUCAUCUGACGUUCUCCUGGCUCCUCUGGUCGCGGGGUAACUGAGCUAAGAAGGUAAGCAGAGCGGAGUUGGAUCAGCUGACCGAGAAAGUGUCCGUUCAGUUCAGCAUCUGUUUCUCAGCAAUGCCCAGCCACGUGUUUCCAGAAGGCAGAGCACAAAGCUCGUCAGUUUCAUUGGAUGAUUCCCAAGUCCUAGUUUUAGGACAGGAGAGGGAGAUGCUUUCAAUGCAGCAUUCCCAGAAAUGAAGGAAGGAAGCCUACCCAAGGUUGCUAUCAGCUGUCUCUAAAGGAUGGAGAAAAAGAAAAUUUUAAUGAAAUCCAAUGUUGCUUCUUCUAACCUUCUGAGAACACUGCAUUCUCUCUAUCAGUUUGGUUAUUUCUGUGAUGUGAUAAUAUGCACAGACCAAUUUGGAAUACGGGAGGAGUUUUUUGUUCACAAAGCCGUAUUAGCAGCUUCCAGUAAUUACUUUAGAAACCUGUUCCUCACUGACGAGAUGCUGAAUGCCAAGGAUUGUAGGGUGACCCUCCAGGACGUUCAUGCUGAAGAAUUUGUCUCCUUCCUAAAGUUUGUCUACACAACAGAAGUAGAAAUUGAAGUGGACAAAUUGCACCGGAUAAAGGAGGUAGCUGAAAGACUUGAAUGUAAGGAUCUGCUUGAUGUUUUUGAAGAAACAAAGGCUGUAGGUGAAAAUCUGAAUGUGAGUGUUCAUUCGAAAAUACAUGAAAGUGGUGGUUCUGUCCAGAGUAAAACAAACCAAAUAAAAAACAAGGAACAGAGUGACUUGUCCCAAAUUUUGGUAACACCUAUGAAGAGAAACCUUUGGGACAGAAAGAAGCAUACAAAAUGGACAGCCAUGUAUGACGGUAAUGAAAGUAAGCCUGGACACCCUAACAAAAAAGGUGUUGCUCUUGAUGAGCCCAAAGAUGAAACAACAAUGUCAACUGGAUGUAACGAAAUAGACACCCAUGAGAUUCACAAUACAAAGAAUAUCAGCCAGCAGAAAAGUAACAUCAGCCUUUCUUCGCUAGAUCAGGUAGAUGCAAAGGAAAACUGCACUGUUAUAAACAGGAUACUACCUGCCCAGAAGGAGGAUGAAAAUAAUUUGAUACUUAGUGAAACCAAACUCAGGAAAUCACCACGCAAUAUAUCGAAAGUCUCACUGCAAACAUACGCAUGUGACAAGUGUCAUCAUUCGUUCGAUUUUGCUAAGCAGUACCGGUUACACAUGGAACAAGAACACGACAUGGAUGGGAUCAUUAAAUACAGCUGCAAUAUGUGUGACCAACUCUUUUCCAGUUGCCAAAAUCUAAGACAACACAGACUCACCGUUCACAACACUGAGCAGCACUUCUCCUGCUUGCUGUGUGACAAAAAGUUUAAGUGUCAGAAAGACAUCAAUCAUCAUAUCCGGAGGGUGCAUGAAAAGAAAAGGAAUCCUCAAAGGUGUCCCUACUGUGACAAAGUUAUCAGCUCCAAAUGUGGACUGACCAUUCAUAUUCGAACACACACAGGAGAGAAGCCAUAUAAGUGUGAAUGCUGCCCAGCAAGUUUUGCUCAGAGAUCUGCCUUUAAUACUCAUGUAAGAAAAAUACACAAAUCAAGGCAAGACAGGAAACACAUGCCAGGUUACUGGAUGACUGUCCCACCAGCAGAAAGAGCAGAUGUUAUAGAUGGUGAAAUCAACAUGGCUGACAAAACAGGUCUUGAGAUACCAAAUACCAACUUGAAAAGCGAACCUGGGGAUGAAAAAGCUCAGGAGCUUGAGGAAGAAUCCAGGAGUUCCCAUACAAUGGAAGCAGAGUCUGACAAUAAAAAGGAAAGACAGGAGCAAUAUGAUGAAACUUAUACUCAGAGAGGAAAAGCUGAUGGGCACAGGACUAUGGCUGUAGGAGACUGUGUAAAAGGAGAAAGGAAAUGUGAAACAAGUGGCAACAAAGAUAAUGAGGCACCCUUGUCGGAUGGUGAUGGUGACGACAAUUCUAAUGACCAAGAUGCAGCAGAAAACAAGUUAGAUGCAAAUUACAAAUUAAGGAGGGGAGUGAACAAAAAUGAGGGAAUUAAAAAAUCUGCCUAUGUUAUAACAUGUACUAAAUGUGUUGAGAAGUUCAUAUCGCGGAAGAAAUACGUUGACCACUGUAAAAAUGUCCACCAUUCUUUGCCUGGUAAAAUUUAUCAGUGUGACAUUUGUAGCAAGUCCUUUGCAAGUUACAACAGCUGGAAAGAGCACAGAGCUAGCGUCCACACAGAAGACAGGCGGUUUGCCUGCACCCUCUGUAAUGCAACUUUUAAAAGAAAGAGGGACGUGAGGACGCAUUAUGUGCGGAAGCACGAGGGAAGAGUAAAGCGUCCCCUUUGUUCUGUGUGUGGGAAGAUCUUAAGCUCAAGAACAGCACUAGUAUUUCAUAUGAGGACACAUACAGGGGAAAAGCCAUACCAGUGCGGUGUUUGCUGCUCAAGAUUUGCUCAGCCAUCGCAGCUCAAGAUUCAUACCAGGUCCCAUACAGGUGAAAAGCCAUACAUCUGUGAGGACUGUGGAGCAUGCUUUGCAGAUAAAGGCAAGCUUAAUGGCCACAAGAGGACACAUACAGGAGAGCGUCUAUUCAAAUGUGAUGUGUGUGGAAAACACUUUGCUACCAAUGAAUACUUAAAGUGCCAUAAGCGUUGCCACAUGGGAGCAAAGCCAUACAAGUGUGAUGUGUGUGGGAAAACAUUUGGAAUGAGAGCCUCAUUAGCCCAACAUAGUAAUGUUCAUGCAGAAACUCCUCCUUAUUUCUGUGAGCAGUGUGGAAAGACAUUUACUCAGCAAGGAGCCCUGAGGCGUCACCAGCGUAUUCAUACUGGAGAAAAGCCAUACAAAUGUAGGGCUUGUGAGAGAACAUUCACAGAUAUGUCUACUUUAAGAAGGCACGUCCUGGUCCAUGAUCGCAAUGCUCAUUGGAGGACUUUCUUAAUAGAUCUUACUAUGAAAAAGGAUCAUAACUGGUCCAAAAUAGAGACUUUAUCUAACAUCUGUGUGAGAGAGGACUCUCCUCUGAUUUGGUCUGAUGGUCAAAGUAAACUUUAUAAACCAGAAAGCACUAGUGUAAAAAAAGUGGAACACGUAUCAUGUAACAGUAAUGUCCAAGGUCCUGAUCAUUCCCUUAUGUAUUUAUGACUGUAAACAAUCAAGGCAAAACAUAGGUAUAAAACAUUUCACAUACCUCCCAUAUGUUCCUUGUGGGGGGAACAUCCUCCAUCUGCCCACAAGUUCUACAGAUUAAACAUACUAGCAGUUCAGCAUGUUCAGAAGGGAGACGCAGCCAUUGGGCAGCUCAGAGGUGGUUGUUGAAUUGCUUGUGGAUGGAUAAUUUCUUCUUAGCUUAUAUUCUGGCUUCACUAAUGGCCUUUCAGGAGUCAGGGGGGAUGAUACUUGGAGCUCAGAUUGAACAGAUACGGUUAAGUAUGGAGAACUGGCAUUACUGUAUUUAAUAGGAGUACAGGAGUAUCUUCAUAAGUGGUAAGUUUUUGAAGUUUCAAGACCCUUUUAGGACUGUUCUCAGAUGGCUGUCAAGGAAGGGGUGGGGAAUUUUAAUUCCAAUAAAAAGAUAUAGGUGCUCAGACCAGUGUAAGAGUUUUGCUGUGUGCCCUGAAACAAGGCAGUGUUCCUGUAUGGGAACAGACUGCAUAUGUUCAGUGCUGAGGGGAAAUUGCUCUGUACUACACUCUAUUAUAUCAUUUCACUUUCUUUAAAGAAGCAUACCUUAAGAUGGGAAGGAUGAUGUUUAAUGGGUAUGGUUAAAGCUAUACGUGGGAUAAGACUUACAAGGACUACAAGACCAAUAAGGUCUCUCCAGACUGGGUGAAAUGGCAUUAAAAUAACAAAUGCAGUUGGGGUACAUAGGUGUAAAAUGAUGCGCACUGAGGCAAAACUCCAUUGAGGCAAAAAUCUCAUAUUUUUAUGGGGUUUGAACUGGUCAUGAGUGAUCAGGAAAGAGAUCUUGGAGUUGUGGUGAAUAAACGCAAUGGAAAUAUUGACCCAAAGUGUAGCAGCUGAGGGUAGCAGGGAGGCAAAUCUCAUAUUAGGGAUCAUUAGAAAACAGAUCGCUGGUCUUUGACCGUAAUAAUAAAUGAUUAAUUGAUUGAAAACAAAAGAGCCAAUAUCAUGAAUGCCUUUUUCAUGAUACACAGUGUUCCACACUUGGAACACUACACAAUUCUGGACACUGCAUCUCACAAAUAAUAUUGUAGAAUUGGAAAAGGUGCAGAAAAGGGCAACCAAAAUUAUCAGGAUUGAGCCAACUCCUCUAUAAGGAAAGGUUACGACUUUUGGAGCUUUUUAAUUAAGAAAAAAGUGUGAGAAAGGGAGGAUAUAACAAAGGUUAUAAUAAUAUGCAUGGUGUGGAGAAACACAGUCAGAGUGGUUUUCUCCCCCUCCUAAUACUAGAAACCAGGGCCAUCCAAUCAAACUGAAUGUUGGAAGGCUCAGGACAGACAAAAUGAGGAACUUCUUUACACACUGUGUAGUGAAACUGGAAUUCGCUGCCACAAAAUGUAGUGAUAGCCUCCAUGUUAGAUGGCUUUAAAAGGGGAUUAUACAAAUUUAUGGAGGAUAAGGAGAAUUUAUGGAGGCUACUAGUAGCUCCUUGUCAUGAGGGCUGGGUACUUCCCCCAGGAGUGUCUCAUUGACCACUGUGGGAAACAGGAUGCUGGAUUAGAUAGGCCUUUGGUAUUGUCCAGCAUUUAUUUAUUUAUUACAUUUAUAUACCGCCCCAUAGCCGAAGCUCUCUGGGCAGUUUACAGCAAUUAAAAACAAAUAUACAAAUUUUAAAACACAAAAACAUUUUAAAAACACAAGCAUGCCUUUUUUAAUGUUCUUCACAGUGUCUGAGGUUUCUUUUUAUUUGACCUUCAGAGUAAGUGGAUCUGCCCAAUAUUAAAUAGGGAAAUUGCCCUUGAUUGUGAAACAGGGAUACAAAGUGAAGUUGAGGGAAAGUAACUAUUGAAAGGGAAGUAUUUGAUGUGGAGCAGACACAAAGGGCAGAACUGAAAGAGGAGUUGCAGGACAAUCUGCUGAGAUGAGAACAUUUCACAUCGGCAUGUGGGCAAUCCAGACUGCAUGGACCACUGGCACUUGCUAAUAUACUAACUAGAAAACAUUAAAAAGUCCUUUGUAAAGUUUUACUGCUCCUCAUUUGGAAGGAUAGUCCUCUUCAUUUCAGAAUGCAGGCACUGAGACAAAUGGACCUGAAAACUUUGUUCGUCUCUAUGCGUAUUUGCUAUUUUUAUAACUGUAGGCGAGGAUAACAAAUGCAGACCUGUUUCUCUUUGUCUGGUUGAUUAUUAUUUAUGCCACCCGUUUAUACACCUGUUAUUUUGUAAAAGUCACAACAAAUAAUAAUUUUGUAUGUUUAUUCUUAACUGUAUAUGUCUUUAUGUCAUAAAAAUAAUGGCCCUGCAUGGCAACAUAGUGUGACUGAACUGAGGAAUGAAACUGGGGCUCAUAGCUCAAAAUUCCACUAUGAUACAUUAGCUCACUGUUUACUUUGUCUUCUGACUGCAGCAUAAAAGUCAGGAACCAGCAAAGCACAAUGUGCACUGGACUGCAGGAUUUGGAAGGCAGAUAUCUAAAAUCAUAACAUCGUACCACUCGUGUAGUGGCAAAUUCAGAAGGGCAGGGUCCCUUCAUGCACACCCCAUCAUUUUGCAAACCCACACACCACUAUAACAGACAUCCCUAGCAGCCAAUCAGCAUGAAAGGGAGGGGCUGUGUGUUAGCUACUGAGAAGAGUCUUUUCAGUGGCCAACUCACCUCCUUUCACUCUGAUUGGCUCCAAAUAGCACAAAAGGACAAGGACUCUUCUUAAUGGCUAACAUGCUCCUCUUUUAUGAUGAUUGGUUCAUACAUAGGGACCUGGUUGGGACCCUGGUCCCCAAAAAGUAACGGGUCUGUGAUGCCCCACACCCCUGGAUGACUACACCCGGCAUGGUACUAUUAGUGAGAUCUUUGUGGGAGUCUCUGUUGGGAUGGCUCAGAUGCAUGGCUUAUAGCAAUUAGAAGUCAUGCAUUCAGUGUCGUGGGGCCAAGCCUGUGGAACUCCCUCCCAACUGAGAUUAGACAAACACCCAUGUUGAACUUCAGGUGCAUGACACACUUUCUUGUUCCAGCAGGCAUGCUUAGGUAGUGUUUGAAUUUUUGAUGAUUUUAUUGUAUUUUAUGUAUGGCUUGUUUUUAUGUACGCCACUUAAAAUGCGAAUGAUUAAGCAUUAAAUAAAAGU
Rhineura floridana is the source of this 6660-nucleotide messenger RNA. RefSeq names its product GDNF-inducible zinc finger protein 1-like. Gene Ontology annotation, biological process: regulation of cytokine production; regulation of immune system process; negative regulation of transcription by RNA polymerase II. Bases 695 to 3559 code for a protein of 954 amino acids. The transcript has 9 exons. The record is from RefSeq and is a predicted model, not a curated record. NCBI's taxonomy places the organism in Eukaryota, Metazoa, Chordata, Lepidosauria, Squamata, Rhineuridae. Gene Ontology annotation, molecular function: protein binding.